Molecule: messenger RNA, 2699 nt
Organism: Tigriopus californicus
Lineage: Eukaryota; Metazoa; Arthropoda; Copepoda; Harpacticoida; Harpacticidae
Exons: 12
Coding region: 172-2676 (834 amino acids)
Source: RefSeq, a predicted model, not a curated record
CAAAUUUUACUACUGACUAGAUGGUAGAGAAACAGGCAUGGGGUGCGCUCUGGAGAGUUGGUACUACCUAGGGGCGUAGUCGUUUGUUUUUGAAUCCCGCUCUGUGAUUCUUGGUCACAAAGAAAUAAAGCUGUGACUUGAAAUUCGUGAGAAAAUGUUACUACCUUGAAAAUGUUUUACUUUCAUUUGAAGAACGUUUUAAGUGUGUUGUUGCUCGCGGAUUUGGCUAGGUGGAGCGGAGAUGCACAAACCACGGACAACGAAGGUGUUUCAAAAGAGGAACUUGACCCUCUACAACUGGAUUCAUCGACAUUGUGGCCAAGGAGAGAUCCUUUCGAUGAAAUUCAAAGCAAAAUCAACUCUGUGAAUGAAGACAAUUGCGCCAUCAAACAUGUGGGGGAUCUCAAAUUGCCGGCUGAUUCUGUCAGCCAUUUGCCCGAUAUUAAGGAGAUUAAUAUCAAUCCCGUGUUUCCAAAUCGAACGGCAUUACUCCAUUUACACAACAUGGCUCUCAGCAGAAGCUUCUUCUUCUCAUAUAUACUCCAAUCCAGGUUCAACCGUCCGGCAAUUAAUGACACUUACGAUCCUGGCAUGAUGUACUACUUUUUGUCCACCGUGGCCGAUGUUUCAGCCAAUCCAAAAAUCAAUGCUUCCGCGGUAUACUUCAGCCCAAAUAUGUCCUACACACCCUCAUAUCGGGGAUUUUUUAAUCUAACUAUGCCCCUUUUUGCUCCAAGAACAUUCAGAGCCGAUGAUUACAACGAUCCAAUACAUUUGGAAAGGAUCUCAACCCUGAACAUGUUCAUAACCAAGGACCUUGGUGCGAUUUCAAAUGGAAAUGAUGGCCUAAACUACACCAGUAAUUUCUACCGGAUAAAUGAUUGGUAUAAAAAGUGGCUUCCCGACAACGCACAUAUCUUGCAAUUGCACGAUACGAAGACGGUUUAUGAUGUUCGGAUUCGAUACUUCAACAACACCAACGCUACUUUUUCAUUUCACGGUCCAAGAGGGGCCGAUGAAAGUCCUGGACCGGUCAAGUGGACCAGACCUUAUUUUGAUUGCGGUCGCAGUAACGAGUGGAAAUUUGCUGCCGUGGUCCCAAUUGUCGAUAUAUAUCCACGACACACUCGAUUUCGUCAUAUAGAGUAUCCUUCUUACACUGCUGUUUCUGUUAUGGAAUUGAAUUUUGACCGGAUAGAUAUCAAUCAAUGUCCAAAAGGUCGAGGUAAUGAUGGACCAAAUCGAUUUGCAAACACCGCCAAAUGUAAGCAGAGGACAACAGAAUGCGAGCCUUUGCAUGGCUAUGGUUUUCGAAGGGGUGGAUAUCAAUGCCGAUGUCGGCCAUCACACAGACUGCCGAACGUGGUACGAAGGCCUUUUUUGGGCGAGAUUGUAGAACGUGCUACAGAAACACAAUACAAAAACGGAUUUGAUUGUUCCCCAAUUGGGUUCAUUCAGAGGCUACCGCAACAAUGGGAAAAAUCUGUGCCGUGGCUCCGUACACAAUACUUGGAAAAGUAUUUUGAAUAUCAAAACUAUUCUGAGGAAGUUGCUAGCUCGUUGAACGUAUUUCAUCGUCCCUUGGGAAAACCAAAUGUUGACGAAAUCUUAAAGUUCAUCUGGCAAGUCAAUCCGGAAAACUGUAGGGACCGGACUCACGAAGAGCUUCAUCUAAAGGGAGAUAUUUCUUGGGGAGCAGAGAUUCAGUUCAAAAACGAAGCCUUGAUGGCAGUUCGAACUGCCAAUUUCAUCUCUUCUUUCCUACAAGUCGUUGAUCCCAAAGAAGUAUUUCCCGGUACACGUGUCGUCGACGAACCCUUAAACGAAGAUCAAAUGAUAGGCGAAGCCCUAGCUAUGGUAAUGGGAAAUACGCGUGUAUGGUCAGCUGGAAUAUUUUGGGAUCAAAACCAAUUCCCCAACCGAACUUACUUUGCUCCGUACGCCUAUAAAACGCAACUGAACACCAGGAAAUAUUUUGUGGAGGAUCUUGCAAGAUUGAACAAAACUAAUGAAGUCUAUGUCAACCAAGAUUGGUACAAGGUUUUAAAGGCCCGAUGGUCUAACUACUACGACAAUUUGGAAAAGUUUUGGUUGAAGAUGUUCUUCCGUUCUCAAGACCGUGGUGAUGAUAUCUAUCUCAGAAGAUAUGAGCACUUUCCCGAGUAUUAUAGGGCUGCAAAUCUGGAUCAAGGGCAUUGGACAGCUCCUUAUUUCGAUUGUGAUGGACUUGUUCCCAUGUGGAAAAUUACUUAUGCUUCCCCAUUUUUUGGUUGGGACUCUCUUCGAAACCGCAUUGAAUUCAAAGGGUCGGUGGCCGUUUCCAUGGACAUCAGAAUGCUUGAUAUUGAUCAAUGCCCAGACAAGUAUCACGUGCCAAAUCAUUUUAAGGACACUCAUAAAUGCGACGAGAAAUCCUCAUAUUGCGUUCCAAUCUUGGGUCGUGGGUUUGAAACUGGUGGGUACAAAUGCGAGUGUCGCCAAGGAUACGAAUAUCCUUUCGAGGAUCCAAUUACAUAUUAUGAUGGGCAGUUAAUGGAAGCUGAAUUUGUUAAAAUGGUUCAAGACCGGGAAACCAAAUUCGAUAUGUUGAAGUGCCGAUUGGCCUCAGCCCAAAGCAUUGUUUCUCAAGUAACAAUCAUAUUUGUUGCCUUUACGGUUUUACUAUGCUACAGUUAGUGAAAUCAACACAGAAAAGAAAA